CAGCUGAAAAGGGGAACGAGGAAAGGGGGAAGGCCGUGUCUUGUGUGGCGGGGGCUGAACUUCUUGCAUCGGUCACUUGCUUGAGAGACGUCCUGCCAUUAUGAAUGAAGUUGCCAUUGUAAAGGAAGGUUGGCUCCACAAACGAGGAGAGUACAUUAAAACAUGGAGGCCAAGGUAUUUCCUGUUGAAGAACGAUGGGACGUUUAUCGGCUACAAAGAGCAGCCACAAGAUGUCGACCAACGGGAGUCCCCCUUAAAUAACUUCUCUGUGGCUCAAUGCCAGUUGAUGAAGACGGAGAGACCCAAACCGAACACAUUCAUCAUCAGAUGCCUCCAGUGGACCACAGUAAUUGAAAGAACGUUUCAUGUGGAGACUCCAGAGGAGCGGGAAGAAUGGACAAAAGCCAUCCAAACAGUAGCAGACAGCCUUAAGAAACAGGAGGAAGAAAUAAUGGAUUUUCCAUCUGGUUCCCCCAGUGAUAAUUCAGGUGCUGAAGAAAUGGAAAUUUCUAUGACAAAACCAAAACAUAAAGUGACUAUGAAUGAAUUCGAAUAUCUUAAGCUGCUGGGAAAAGGCACCUUCGGGAAGGUUAUUCUGGUGAAAGAGAAAGCGACAGGACGGUAUUACGCUAUGAAAAUCCUGAAGAAGGAAGUAAUUGUAGCAAAGGAUGAAGUGGCACAUACCCUGACAGAAAACCGGGUUUUACAGAACUCUAGGCAUCCUUUCUUAACAGCCUUAAAGUAUUCCUUUCAGACGCAUGACCGGCUGUGCUUUGUCAUGGAGUAUGCCAACGGAGGGGAGCUGUUCUUCCACCUAUCACGGGAGCGUGUCUUUUCUGAAGACCGGGCCCGUUUUUAUGGAGCUGAGAUUGUAUCAGCACUGGAUUACCUGCAUUCAGAGAAGAAUGUGGUCUACAGGGACUUAAAGUUGGAAAACUUGAUGCUGGACAAGGACGGGCACAUAAAGAUAACGGAUUUCGGGUUGUGCAAAGAAGGGAUCAAGGACGGAGCGACGAUGAAGACUUUCUGCGGCACGCCGGAGUAUCUCGCGCCGGAGUGGUAUGUUGAGGAAGUUAGAGAGGGGACUUUAGAGACCGGCUGUGAGAACAGCCGAAUGGAGUGCUCGGGGGAGCAGCACUGGCCUUUGCCCAUGGCGGGAAGCUUCUGCAGCCACGGCCCGGAGUUUGAAAUUGACUGGGCGGCAAGAGUGGAGAAUCGGCAGAGCCAACAGCGAGUGGCGGCGGAGCGCCAGUUGGUGCGACGGUGA
Heteronotia binoei (common prickly gecko) is the source of this 1267-nucleotide messenger RNA. Its product is annotated as RAC-alpha serine/threonine-protein kinase-like. Bases 101 to 1267 code for a protein of 388 amino acids. The transcript has 10 exons. Gene Ontology annotation, molecular function: ATP binding; protein kinase activity. Gene Ontology annotation, biological process: protein phosphorylation. Lineage: Eukaryota; Metazoa; Chordata; Lepidosauria; Squamata; Gekkonidae. The record is from RefSeq and is a predicted model, not a curated record.